Molecule: messenger RNA, 714 nt
Organism: Helobdella robusta
Lineage: Eukaryota; Metazoa; Annelida; Clitellata; Rhynchobdellida; Glossiphoniidae
Exons: 5
Coding region: 1-714 (237 amino acids)
Source: RefSeq, a predicted model, not a curated record
AUGAAACCGUGCUUUUCUGGCUCUACUUCAAAACCGAAAGAAGAUAAAGAUAAUCAUACCGGCUCGGUCGUCGCCCGGAACCACAAGGACCGCAUUGCAGCUUUGGGGACUAGGAGCUACAAUGAAAAGUUUGUUACUGAGUCCCAAAGAGGUCAAAUGAAGAUGAAAUUCACAGUUGGAAUUUGGAAUGUGAGGUCACUGUGGCAAGCUGGAACAUAUGCAAUGCUAAAAAAAGAGCUUGAGAGGUUUAGAUAUGAUGUGGUUGGUUUGUGUGAAGUUAGAUGGACAGGGAGUGGAGAAUUGGAGAAAGGAAAACUGUUAUGGUCAGGCACAGAAACCGAGCAUAUUUAUAGAAAAAAUGUUAAGAUCAUUGUUGGGGACUGGAAUGCUAAAAUUGGAAGUGACAACAUUGAAUUUGAAGAAGUUAUGGGAAAAUACGGCGUAGGAGACAGAAAUGAUAGAGGAAAAAAGUUAUUAAAGUUAAGUUUAUCUAAAGUAGAUAAACAGCUAGAAAAACUGUCAAGAAAAGUCGAUCAUUUUUCUAAUGUCCUGUCGUCAGUGGCGGAUCUAGAAAUUUCUGGUGGGGGUAUAAUUGACAUUAUUCGUAAAGAAUACAAAAUAUUUGAUAAAGUCAAACCAAUGCACAAACUACAGUUCAAUGUCAGGCCAACAAAAAGCGAGAAGAAGAAGACGAUCGUAAACCGGGGCGUUUAG